Messenger RNA from Salvelinus fontinalis (brook trout), 1325 nucleotides. RefSeq names its product ubiquitin-conjugating enzyme E2 L3. Bases 16 to 579 code for a protein of 187 amino acids. The transcript is spliced from 4 exons. Lineage: Eukaryota; Metazoa; Chordata; Actinopteri; Salmoniformes; Salmonidae. The record is from RefSeq and is a predicted model, not a curated record.
UUUAGCAACCAGGAAAUGACAGGGCGAUUUCCACUAGAUAACCCAGCCACAAAGCCAAAACAGCUUUCCCAGAAUGACAACAGAUACCGCUCAAGUCGGAGAAAUCAAGAGCAAUAUCACAGCCAAUCACAACACUGGCGGGAACUUGAUGAAAUCCGCAAGUCUGGAAUGAAAAAUUUUCGUAACAUUCAAGUGGAUGAAUCAAAUAUUUUGACUUGGCAAGGCCUCAUUGUUCCAGACAACCCUCCAUACGAUAAAGGUGCUUUCAGAAUCGAGAUCAUCUUCCCAGCAGAGUACCCCUUCAAGCCCCCCAAGAUCACGUUCAAGACCAAGAUCUACCACCCCAACAUCGACGAGAAGGGACAGGUGUGUCUGCCUGUGAUCAGCGCAGAGAACUGGAAACCAGCCACUAAAACUGACCAAGUGAUCCAGUCCCUGAUUGCGCUGGUCAACGACCCCCAGCCAGAGCAUCCUCUCAGGGCAGACCUAGCAGAGGAAUACUCUAAGGACCGUAAAAAAUUCUUUAAGAACGCAGAAGAGUUUACAAAGAAACAUGGAGAAAAACGACCUGUGGACUGAGAACGCAAACGUGUGACUCCCUCUUCCUAUUCCCGGCCUCCUCUAUCUACUCUACCCCCCCCCCCCCCUUCCAAAACCCCCCUACACCCCUCUCUGCUCUUACCCAAUCUCCUGAAAAUGCCCCCACACACGUACACACAUCCUUCUAGUCCCCCUCCUCCUGGGGCAAUAUAUCUCAGCUCCACUUCUCCCUGGCAACAGGACUGUGUCGUGAAUCAGGCAGGUUGGUCACCUCUGGGUGUCAGCUUGUGGCUGUUACUAACUUUCUACUGAUUUCUUAAAUUAUAAAAAUGCCGGAAUUAAGCCCAAGAGAGCAACUUGUUAAAGAGGGAACAAAAAAAAUACAAUGGAAAGAAAGAUCUAGAUGGAAAUGUUAUGCUCAAUUUGUUCAUGAUUUGUACACAGAAGUGCUGGUGCAGACCUCUGUAUAAAGAUCAUGAAGUGUUUUGAAAACUAUUUGGUAAAUGCUCAACUUGUGGUCUGAUUGUUAACCCUUUUCAUCUCACUCCUUUCCCUCACUAAAAUAUGUAACAGAAAAAAUCAACCCCAAAACCAACAAAAUGAUAAAAAAAACACUUAAAGCAUCAAGGUUCAGGUGUGUGGCGAAAUGUUUAUUUUAUAUUUCUUUUUCUUUUUUUUGCCUAUGUUGCACUUUACUCUGUGGAACUAGCUUUUAAGUUUACCAUAACUUCAGUUUGUCACCAAUUCAAUGGUCCAGAUGUUAUAAAAGGGGAAAAAAAGUUUGA